CCCUAAUGAAACAAUUUCCUCUACAUAACCAGCACAAACGAUUUUCUAUUGAGGCAAUGUCUUUGGCCUCCUUAGGGUUGCGUGUUGUCCCUUCUCCUAACCCAAGAGAGAGUCAAAUGGUGGCAAGACAUGCUGCUUGUGGCUUCGGUUUGAUUAGAAAAAGUGACACCGCACGCACACAGCCACCACAUGGCACCAAAGCCACCGCAAGAUGAUAACAUAGGGGGCACCUAGCUUCUUGCUUUUUGUUUCUAGCUCCUCUAUAUUCAGUCAUCGAGGACAUGUCGUGCCCGGCAAGUGGUUAUAGUUCCGGUGUUCGUUGCCAACGCUAUCCCGGGGGCAAUGGCCGUGGCAGGUAUCAGGGCAAGUGGCUGGGCAACCAACACCAUGGCUAUGGCGUAAAGAAAUCCGGAUGCGGUCUGGUCUACGAAGGCCAGUGGCAGCAUGGCCAUCGGCAUGGCUAUGGCACUCUGCGACAGGAGAAGCCCAAUGGCAGUAAACAACGCGUCUAUGUGGGUCAGUGGGAGGAGAAUAAGCGGAGUGGCGAGGGCAAGCAAUUCUAUCCGGAUGGUUCGGUUUACUACGGCCAGUGGCUGGCGGAUAAACGCAGUGGCCAGGGCAUCUUGUGGCAGGCCGAUGGUGGGGUCUAUGUGGGAGAGUGGCUACUGGAUCGAAUGCAUGGCAGAGGAGUGCUUUUUAUGGCAAAUGGCAAUCGCUAUGUGGGUCAAUUUGAAGAUGGCUGCAAAUCAGGCUCCGGAGUGUAUUACCAUGGCAACAAGGAUGAUGGCCAGCGCAUACAGCGUGGCUUUUGGAGCCAGGACAUUUGCAGGACCUCACUAAUGCCCCUCCAGCUGCCCCGUUGA
Molecule: messenger RNA, 863 nt
Organism: Drosophila kikkawai
Lineage: Eukaryota; Metazoa; Arthropoda; Insecta; Diptera; Drosophilidae
Product: MORN repeat-containing protein 3
Source: RefSeq, a predicted model, not a curated record